UAAUCACUCAAUGCGUCGCGGCACUGUGAGUCUGAGUGACCUCCCCGUGCGCAGAGCUCCUUUCACGGAUGAAACUUAAAAACAAAUCUCGAUAAGAGCGUCACCAUCUGAACAUGCCAUCAUGGAGACCUCACCUCACAGAUAUCAGAAAAAUGACUCAAAGUGAGCAGCUGAGCUUGAGGUGGCGCAAGGGACGAUUCCAUCAGCGCGUGAGCGCUGGAGACGCUCAUCAGUUGGCUGGAUAACGGAGAGGCGCACCGGAGCGCACAGGCUGGAUCUUAUCUGCACACGCUUGUUUCUUCUGCAAACCGAGUGGACACCAGCUCUCCAAGCUUCAACAUGAACAACUCCAGUUGGACGUCUGUGGCUAACAGAACAUCCCCCUCCCACACCAACAACACAACCAACUCUAUGCCCUUCAAUGAGGUCACAGCAGUCAUUUAUGCUAUUGUCUUUAUUGUGGGUUUCAUGGGAAAUACGCUGGCUAUCUACGUAGUGGCCCGAUACACCAAGAUGAAGACUGUAACCAACAUGUACAUUCUCAAUUUGGCCGUGGCGGAUGAACUCUACAUCCUGGGAAUCCCCUUUUUGGGAACCAACAGCGCCCUGUCUUAUUGGCCAUUUGGGGAUUUCCUCUGCAAGGUGUGCAUGACUACCGACGGAAUGAGUCAGUUUGCCUCCACCUUCUGCCUGACUCUGAUGAGCAUCGACCGCUUCCUUGCCGUGGUUUAUCCCAUUCGCAGUGCCAAAUGGAGGAAGCCACGGAUGGCUAGGAUUUUUAGCGGCUUGGUGUGGGUCAUUUCCUUAGUGAUAGUGUUGCCGGUCACCAUCUUCUCAUGUGUACAGGAGGAGUUCAACACCUGCAACAUCAGCUGGCCUGAUUCAUCCGGUGUCUGGUCUAUUGUCUUUAUCCUCUACACAACUAUUCUGGGUUUCUUUGGCCCUUUGGUUAUUAUCUCCCUCUGCUACCUGUUCAUUGUCAUCAAGGUGAAGUCAGCUGGUGCACGUGCAGGUCUGACCAGGCGUCGCAGGUCAGAACGUAAGGUGACACGCAUGGUGGUGGUCAUCGUCGUGGUGUUUUUUCUUUGCUGGAUGCCCUUCUACACUGCCAACAUCGUCAACCUGAUUUAUGUCAUCCCGGAAACCCAAAUUACUGCUGCAAUCUACUUCUCACUGGUCAUCCUCCCCUACGUCAACUCCUGCGCCAAUCCGGUCCUCUAUGGCUUUCUUUCUGACAAUUUCAAGCAGAGCAUUCAGAAAGCCUUGUGCUUUAAAAGAACAUUUGCUACUGCAGGCACAGAUCCAACCGGGGGCCAAGAGAAUGCUGCCAAGUCUGUUCAGAUGGAGAUCAUCAGGAACCCUGACUGUGAGCCUUUCACCUCAAAAACUGCGACGAACGGCAAAUGAUUGCUGGGUUUCCAAGCUGAACCAGCGUGUGCUCAUGCACUACCACAUGGAGCUUGAGAAAUUUAGCCCCGGGGGUUUUAUUGACAUGGAAUUUCCGCUCUUUAUUUCAGUUUGCCCUGGCUCACUUUGGUAUCUCUGGAGAGGAACAGGGGGGAAAAGUCCCGCUUGAGAAGCAGCUUCUCAUCGCGCCCAUCAAUAAUCUGUGUUGUUUUUUGUUUUUGUACAUUGCACCAGAUGGGACUGCAUCGGGAUACGUUUUUCCUUAUGUCGUUGUGCAACAGACGUUAUUUUUAUGAGUUAAGACUUCAAACUAUCAUUUUUGUUUUCUUCAUUUGUUUUCUGACCUGAAUUUGUUGCUGUUUUCUGCAUGUUUCAACACUAAAAGACAUCUGCAAAGGACAAGUGGAGUGUCUCACUCGGGUAAGGGUAGGAGGGUAGGACAUUCGCACAGGGAAUGUCGCCAAACUUUCACGAGAAAUUCCUCAUAUCCUUGCAUGGGUUUAAAAGAAAUAAACAUUUAGCUGAAACAUUUCUUCUCAAACAAGCUUAUAAAUCCAAUGGGAACCCUUCUCAGUUUAGCUUCAGUGAGUCUGACUUUCAGAUUAUUCUAGAUGGUAAGGUAAAUUGCCAAAACAUCUAGACAGAAUUAUGAAAUCUGUGACUAUAUUGAGACAAAAAAAUAUGUUUCGCGUGUUGAAAAACAAACACUCUGCCCCUUUGUCCACUUGCACAUGAUGCUAACACAACCCUUGAUAUUGUCAACACCAAAGGCCAUUCACUUUUCUUCAUUAUGUUUACAAUAUUAUUCCAGUUAUUCACCUUUUUCAGCAGAAGAUCAAAGUUAAAUGGAUAAUGUCAAAUGUUCUUUGUUUUUCUGUGGAAGUGGAACAUCACCAUCCAUUGGCUGCAACUUUAUCGCCUCCAAAAUUUCUGUAUCUUUUAAACUUCACUUUGGAACAAAAAUUAUAGUUUUUAUUUUCACCAAACGUUUUUAGCACGUGGGCAGUAAGCAGAAAACAUCUUUUGAAACAAAUUAUAGUGGCGUGGACUGCUGCCUUUCCACUGGCUACGUAAGCAGCGCGUAACGUAAUCGAUGCCCAAUAGAUUACCCAUGAACUCCCUUCCCACCAGAAGGUGUCAUUUGGAAUUGUAGGAUGGCCAAGGAAGGUCCCACCUAUCUUGCCUCUUAUUGGCUGGAAGGGCUCUCCUACGAUUGGCUAUUUCAUGUAAAUGGCAAACUUUGUUCCCUCGCUGCAGGGUUUUUUGUCUGCAGCCAGAUCAUGAGGAGUUUUUGAAGAAAAUGUGGUCUUAGCGCUAUAAUAACCAUUAUGUCCUGUUUUGCAACAAACCAGUUUCUGUUUCUUUCAUAGAAGAACCCGAGUAACAUCUUUUUGUGUAACCUAAUUGUAAUAAAUCUUGUUAGACUGACUUUAGAGUAUAUCUGUUAGCUCUCAAGCCUUGGGGUUAUCGUAUUACUAUAGGCUAUCUUAGGUCUUCACUUUCAUUGGUUAAGGUUGUUUGCAAGUCAGGACACAUCUCUCAUCAUCUGUUUAAAUGUGCAUCAUUCAAUCAAAAUUUUAUUCAAAGCUAAUUAUGAUUUAAACCUGUUUUUCAGCAGUUUUCAUCAUUAUCCUAUGUAUUCUGCUUUAAUAAAAUAACCUUAAUGCUUGAGAGCCAACAGAUAAAGUGAGUCCUACAGUGUGAUAAAUACAACAUUUAUUACAAGUUCACAUUUUUACAUGUUUUUUUUUUACUAAAAUAAACAGAAACAAAAAAAUUUGCUAAAAGUUUACAUUUUCUUUACAAAACUUCCCAAAACAGCUUUUCUGUUGGUGGCGGUAGGACAGGCAGCACUUGGAGAGGGAAGACAGUUUGCUGCUAAAUGAAAGAGCCAAUCAUAGGAGAGCCCUUCUGGCCAAUCAGAGGCAAGAAAGGCGGGAUCUUUCUUGGACAUCCUACGAUUCCAAAUGAAGCCACCGGGAGAAUUUCAGACGAAAAACGGUAGCUAAAGCGUUUCACACAACGAGGUCAUGAAAUUGCCGGAGGAUUGCUGGGAAGCGUGAUUAUGGCAGUUCUUGCAAUAACAAGCCAAGAGAAAGAUGGCAGCAUGUAUCCAAAAAGGUCUGUGAUUUAUGUUCAGUUCUGUUCUCAUCGGAUACGGAGAUUUCAUAUGGACUUUGGAGAUCUGCGUGUGACUUUUAUUUUGAAAGGUUCUAUGUUUUACACUGCUUUUGAGAUUGACUUCCUGUCUGGCCCGAUCUAAACUGCAGAGUUCGACACGUUCUGGAAGCGUAAGCAACGCGUACCAACGUGGCAGGUGGAAACACACCCCUCUACUACGGUGGCUACUUCGCUGCGUACUACGUUUUCGCGGAUAUUAUGUGACGCCUCCACAACUGAUGGAUGAACAAAAGUACUCCUACAUUGCAACGUUCCCCUGUUAAAUCCCGACAUUCAUCUAAAUGCUAAUAUGAGAUGUUUUUAAAACUCUUCCAGGCCCACGCAGAUUGCAACAGAAGUGUUGCAGCAGUUCAUUUCCUAGAUAACUCAAAAGAAAAACAGUUAAGGAACUAGACAGAAACUAUGUUGGCUUCUCCCAGUUAAAUACCAAUCAGAUGAGAUCAGUGGGAAGCCAGCCCAAUCAGCAGAGACCCACAAUACCAGGGUACCAGAUGUUUCAGGACACCUCCAGAUGUUUUCUUACAGUGUACCCAGGCUACACUGGUUUCUGGGGUGACAAGAUGAGUCCCACAUUGUUUUAUAGCUGAAAGGUGUAAUCUUAUAUAUGAUUGGAGCUAUAAUCUUGGUUUUUGUGCUUUGCCUAAUUAUGCCCUUUGAAUAUUAGCAGUAUUUGUUUUGCCCUGCAACAGCCAGAGAGAUAAGUGUUUCUGGUUAGUCUCUCAUUAGGGGGCCUUUUGUUGGCCUCACGGUUUUUGAAGGACCUUUCCGCGAUGUGAAAAAUGUCUUUAAAUAGCACGACUUAGUGUUGUUUCUACAUCUUUUCUCCCUCCUAUUUCUGCAGCUGGAGCAGGUUAUCACGUUGCACCACACAGAAAAAAUUCAGCUUUUGUUUUAUUGUUUCUUUUACUGAAACUUUCUCAUCUUCACGGUUACAACUCGAGCCCAAAGUGUCAAGAACGUCUACAGGAACUUUGAGCUUUUCCAGAAAAACCAACCAGUGAAACGGACUCAUGGAGUUAAAGGAGACACUGGAUUUAUCCAUGAUAGCAACACUGUGAAUUAUUAUUUUUUUUCUUACAUAAAAGGUCAUUUUGAAUUCAGUUUCUCAGUCAUGUAAAUGCAAACAUUAUGAUGUAAUUAUGAAUAUUAAUAAAACAAAAAGAAAGACAUAUUUUGCAUUAUUUAGGUCCUGCUGACGUGUGCCUGCAUGAAACAAGGCUUAUAUGUAUACAUUAAUCCCGUGAACAUUUAGUUUGUUUAUUUACUCUGUAAUCCUCAGCAUAAUGGUAAGUUCUUGUUUCAGAGCAAAGCACUUUUUGUUUCCAGUCCAAACAAAUCAUGCCUCAAUGUGCUUAUCGCUCACCAGAGUGUGAUGAUAUUUUUGUUUUUAUAUCUUUUUUAAUAAAACUGCAAAAUAAAAAGUCCAUAGUGGAGCAGAAGAAACAACAUGACUCACAUUUUUUUAUAUUGUGUGCAGGAUAUGUUGGAGUUGUGCAAAAAUAAUAAAAGUGCGCUGAAGGCAAUAAAAACGUAGUAUCUGAUGUAAAUUUAUGACCGCUGUAAAGACUCACCGGUGCAGUGUUUCAUAAAGUCCCAGCUGUAUUUUUACACCGUCUGAUUGGGGAACAGAUGGAUCCAUGCGUGAUUUCUGUAGCUCUCAACAAACAGCUGCUUCUUUUCAAGGAUGGCGAGAAUGUAUUUUCUUUGCUUUUAGUUACAAUCAGUCAAAUUUAAAUGAAGGGCCAAACAUUCUUGUGAGGAACGCAGAUCACCUGCUACCUUUCCUUCCAGAGUUUUGAUCUAAGAUCAGUUUUUGUUGAAAAAUGAUUGACUUUUUGUUGUUGUGGUCCCAAAAUGUGUCCACAGUCAUGACAUCUUGAACUGAGUCGACUCCAAAAGCUAAUCAGGAGUGGAAGAACAUCUAAUAAAUACGUAGUGAGUUUGCUUCAUGAGAUAUGUUGCAUACAAACACAAGCACUGGUCGUUUAAUCACCAGUUAUUGGCCGAUCAUGAUGUUUCAGCCUGUGUGAUUUACACAGGCAGACCAACCUAAAGAAAUAAAAUGUAUCUUGAACUGAAAAUGAAGGCUGAAGUUGCAACGUGCGGAGAUUUUCAUUUUUAUUGAAUUUUUUUGUAAUUACAUCUUAACCCAACAAAAAAGCUGCUUUCACAAAUGUGUACAUUUACGUUCAUUUUGUGUGUCUGACUCAGUGUUCAUGAAAACACAUAGGUCAGGAGGAUGUUACUAACGUAUUUUAAUAUUAUUUGACAGAAAACUUAAAACUGACAUGUUGACCGAGAUGCUUUUGCAAAAAUAUUGUCAUUAAAAAGCAAUCUUGAAAACCACAAACUGUGGAUUUUGACAA
This is a messenger RNA of Nothobranchius furzeri (turquoise killifish), 5954 nucleotides long. RefSeq names its product somatostatin receptor type 5. Gene Ontology annotation, biological process: cellular response to glucocorticoid stimulus; regulation of insulin secretion; neuropeptide signaling pathway. NCBI's taxonomy places the organism in Eukaryota, Metazoa, Chordata, Actinopteri, Cyprinodontiformes, Nothobranchiidae. Gene Ontology annotation, cellular component: plasma membrane; neuron projection. Gene Ontology annotation, molecular function: somatostatin receptor activity; neuropeptide binding. The record is from RefSeq and is a predicted model, not a curated record.